This is a messenger RNA of Cryptotermes secundus, 4338 nucleotides long. RefSeq names its product kielin/chordin-like protein. The coding region runs from base 97 to 4191 and encodes 1364 amino acids. Lineage: Eukaryota; Metazoa; Arthropoda; Insecta; Blattodea; Kalotermitidae. Gene Ontology annotation, biological process: cell-matrix adhesion. Gene Ontology annotation, molecular function: serine-type endopeptidase inhibitor activity. Gene Ontology annotation, cellular component: extracellular region; basement membrane. The record is from RefSeq and is a predicted model, not a curated record. The transcript is spliced from 21 exons.
GUCGGUCAGUGGAGCCAGCCUGAUCAGUUUAGCGGCGACGGUAGCGCCUGACAGUAUGGUGUGUGUCAUCCUUCUGCUGAGGACCAUAGGAGUGCGAUGAAGCCGUACCCCGUCGUGUUGCUGCUUCUGCUGACCGCGCUCUGCGCCUCAGAGGAGCGCGGCGGCGGAUGCCCGGCGCUGAUCUGCCCCACAGAGGCCCAGAAGUGUGAGCACGACCGUGACUGCCUGCAGGACGAGAAGUGCUGCGCCACGGGUUGCGGGCCAGUGUGCGUGAAGCCUCUCUACACAGGAUGUGAGCAGCUCCAGAGAGAGGCCUACAGGAGAGCACGCAGUCUUGGUCUGGAAGGCUCAAAAAUUCGAAUCCCAGCAUGUAAUAAGGAAGGUGACUUUAAUCCAAUUCAGUGUGACUCGGCUACAUCAAAGUGUUGGUGUGUGGAUCAGGAGGGAUUUGAGGUGCCUGGCACACGGGCUGCUACCCAAGAUCUUGUCAACUGCACAGAUCCGAAGCCCUGCGCAGCUCAUACCUGCCGCAUGUUCUGUCCUCACGGGUUUGCUCUGGGGGAUGAUGGAUGUCCCAGAUGUCAGUGUCAUGACCCAUGCAGUGACAUAAAAUGUCCAGGUGCACUGAGCUGUGAGUUGGAGAAUGUGGCAUGCCUCAAACAACCAUGCCCCCCCAUCCCCCGAUGCAAGAGGGCCCGCAGCCUGCAGAAUGUGUGUCCUGUCGGAGAGCCCCUCAAGAUCACUGACAGUCAACGUCCUUUCCUCUGUGGGACAUCUCCUGGGAAACCAAGAUGUCCACCGCUGUUUGAAUGUCUUGUGGAGACAGGUAAUGAUUAUGGGGUAUGCUGCCCCGCAUCAUUCAAACUGCAGAAGCCAGGCUCCUGUCCCAAGCAGGGAUCAAACCAGGAAUGUGGCAUGCACUGUGAGCAUGACUUGGAAUGUCCAUCUAUGCAAAAGUGCUGUGCCUGUGAUAAUGAUGGAAAACACUGCAGUCAGCCUCUGAAUGUGACUACAUGCUUGCAGCAGCGUAUGUUGGCAGAACUGCUUGUCAUGAAUGAGCAUGAAGGAAAGGGUUAUGUGCCACAGUGUUCCCCAGUCACUGGUCAGUUCAAGGCACGGCAGUGCAGUCGUAAUGGACUCAUAUGCUGGUGUGUUGAUGCCCAAGGCAACAAGCUGCCCAAGUCAAUGGGACCAAGGGACACUGUCACCUGUGAAUCGAGCAUGACACAGGGCCGCAGCAGGGCUCUAUCCUGUAAUGUGAAUAUCUGUGCCCAAAUCUGCGAGUAUGGCUUCAAGGUGGACCCUAGUGGCUGUCCAACAUGCGAAUGUGACAAUCCCUGUGCAGGAUUUCAGUGCAGCCCCACUGAACAGUGCAUUGCUGUAAGAGAUGAGGACUGUUCUGGGUUCCUCUGCACCACAUCUCCACAAUGUCAACCCAUGUGCAGAGAGGGGUUUCCCCUCAUGGACCCCCUGAAUGGUGCGGUUGUCCAGUGCACUGCAGAGGAAGCUGUCUGCCCAGAUACUCAUGUCUGCACAUACGUCCCAGGGAGAGGGAGUAGAGUGUGCUGCCCUCAGAUGCUGGAAGUUGACCAUACAGAGCUGGGAGCAUGCCCCAUACUGACAAGCUGCAACAACGUCACUCUGUGCCAUGUGGAUGCAGACUGUGAGGACAACAGCAGGUGCUGCUUCAGCAACCAGUGUGGCACCGUGUGCAUGAGAGAUGAGGACAGACCUCCCUCCAUGUGUGAAUACUUACACGACUUCUCUGACAAGAUGGAGGGAACGCAUGAGGGAAUGAAGUUGGCUCUACCCCCACCAAAGUGCCACUUGAAUGGUUCUUUUGAGGCAACUCAGUGUGCAGAGAGAAAUGGUGAGAAGCAGUGCUGGUGUGUGGAUUCGUUUGGAUCUGAGAUUCCAGACACAAGGACCAAUGGGCCUACAGACUGUGUAGCACUGCGUGAGGCCCUGGGCUGUCUGGAUCUGACAUGCCGUCUGGGCUGUGACUAUGGAUUUGUGCUGGACCCAUCCACCCGCUGUCCCUUGUGCGAGUGCCGCAACCCAUGUGAUGACAUUCACUGCCCCAAGGGACAGAUUUGUCAGAUGGUAGAGGCAAACUGUGAGAAUGAAUACUGCCCACCUGUGCCUGCUUGUCUGCCCAAGAAAUCAGGGCAGUGCCCUUAUUUGAUCCCUGUCACUGCUGGAUCAUGUGACUAUGAAUGUCGAUCCGAUCUGAACUGCAAUGGGACAGCCAAAUGCUGUUCGAAUGGAUGUGGUACUCGGUGUGUGGAACCUGUCAUGCUUACAGCAUGCCAGCACAUGCGGGCCAUUCUGGAGCAUAAGGCCCAUGAGACAGGUAUCCCAGCUAGGCAGUUAUACCUACCAAAGUGCAGGGAUGAAGAUGGGAGCUUUGAGCCCAUCCAGUGCCACCCAGUUACCCACCAGUGUUGGUGUGUGGAUGAUAAGGGUGAUGAGCUACCCGGCACUCGGGCCCCACCUGAUGUCCAGCCGUCUUGUGAAGCCCAGAGCAGCUGUCCAUCACUCAAGUGCAUCCCAUGCCCACAUGGUUUCCUGCUAGAUGAAUCUGGUUGUCAGACAUGCAAGUGUCGAGACCCAUGCGCGGAGAUUUCUUGCCGUGAGGAUGGGGAGAAAUGUCGUCUGGUGGAAGUCUCGUGCAUCAACACACCAUGCCCCCCUGUGCCUGUUUGCCUGCCACAGCCCCAGAACCCCUGCCAGAUGGGUCAACCUUUGCUUGUAAUGGGCUCAACAGAAGUGAUGGUGUGUGGGCCUAAUGGAUCUCCCUGCCCAUCAUCACACAAGUGCCACCUCAGCCCACUGGAAGAGUAUGCAGUCUGUUGCCCAAAGCCCAGAAAUGUGUGCUUUGAACCCAUGGAAGUUGGGCCCUGCCACGCUGAGACUCUGCGCUGGUACUUCAACUCUGAGAACAAUAAAUGUCAGCAGUUCAUGUAUGGCGGCUGUGGUGGAAAUCAGAACAACUUUCAUUCUGAGGAUAUGUGCAAGACAGUUUGCCCUGUACUUAGCCAAUGUGAGCGCUUGCGAGAGAAGAACCUGAAAGCAGCAGAGAAAUACAAGAAGUUGACAUUCAUGCCACGCUGUGAUCCAGAAACAGGGGACUGGGAAUCUGUACAGUGCUUGGAGCAUGUUGGAGUGUGCUGGUGUGUCAACAGGGCUGGGGAACCCCUCAAGGGUUCUGUAACACGAGAUGUGCCCCCCACAUGCAAUAUCCGACAAGCUCGGCGCAGAAUGCAUGAGGAACUGGACUUUAACAUUGAAGAACUGCUCAAAGAGGUGGUAGUACUGAAUGAACAUAUGCCAAUGAAGUCACGGUGCCAGUCUCUGCGUGAGCGCAUGACAGGCACCAAUGCUGUGUAUGCAGUCAGUUGUGAUGCUCAGGGCAGGUUCUUGCCCAUGCAAUGCUACCCACGCAAAUCAGAGAAGUUUCCUGACUGCUGGUGCGUGGACGAAGCCGGUAACCAACUGCCCAACACAAUGACAUUCAAGAGGGGAGCUAAGAUAUGCCUGCCAACUCUGGUUGAUGCUGUUGAGGUGCAGCUCGGUUUCCAAGGCCAGCAGCAAGACAUGACUUCAAAUGAAAGGCUCAUAUCUGAUGUCAGGAGGGCCACGGAGAAGCUGGGAGCAAAGCUCCGCAACAACCUCAUAGAGGUUAAGAAGCAUUCUGAUGUCACUUAUGUCACCUUUGAGAUCAUUGGCAGCAACAAAGUGGAUGUGGCAUUCCACCUUGAGGAGAUGGUGCGAGCAAACGAAUUAGUGGUGGGUGCAGAUGCCCUUGUGGCUGACAUCACCAAUUCUCGCUUCAGCCAUCACCUGUCUGACGUCAGUAAUGAGCUAGACAUGUCAGAUCAUGUUAUUGCUCUUGAACACCGUGAAGUUGUAUCCCAGUCACCUGUGUCCAUGGUUACACCAUACCAAACCGCAAUUGUUGUGCUGUCUGUUGCAUCAGCAUUUGUUAUCUGCGUUCUAGCAGUGGUUAUUGCCCUCUAUCGCACAAAGGCAUCCCGCAACGGUGUACAUACAAUGAAGACAAAUGGAAAUGCACAGAGGUUCUUGUCGCAGACUGCCCCUAUAUAUGUGGUGUCUGUGCCCCCUAUUGGGAAGCCAGAGACCAGCUUCCCACACACAGGAAUCGGUAAGGAGGGAGCAGAAGGCAGCUAGACGGCUCUGCCCUCCAGCAUUCUAGUAAUGCAGCACACAAGUACCAACCAUGCUGCCAUGACAACUGACAAUCAAACUCAUGUAUAUAUCAAUUAAGUCUUGUAGUUACACUGUACAGUCAAUAAAUAAUUUCAACUGUCAAUAACC